AGUUCGCGACAGGACGAGCGGAAAUACUGCCAGGAUUUUACCACCUCUCGCCCAUUUAUUUACUUCUCGGUCACCGCUUUCGGGGGACAGAUAAACACCACAGAUGCCCAUCAAAGGGGCGCACGGGUCUGGAGGCGCAGCUCAGGUUUUUGCGUUGGUCACCCUGCCCUCCGCACGUGGAGAGGGCAGGCAUAAAGCACCUUGAAAGGAAGGUGCUGUCAAUGCUAUCCGACGACCUGUCGCCGGGCACCGCAGCAUCCUCGCUCGCUCCGAUGGGACGAGGGACGCCGGCCCCAGGGUAACAGGAGGCGCCUCGCCGGCCGCGCGCUGGAUGCUGUGAUCCAGGUCCGGAGCCGGGUUCCGCCGCGGCCGCAGCGACCCGACCCCACCCGACAGGCCAGAGGAAUCAGUUUAGACUUGAAAUUCAGUUUUUCCUGAAACUGAUCAGAAGUUAGUGACACCUUGAUUGGAUCCGUUUUUCUGUCAGGAGCUCAUUUUGCAGCUCUCAAGCUUUUAUAGCAUGCUGUAAACAAUUGUCAAAGUUGUUUAUCAAGAAACAGAUAGAGUUGCAACUUGUUUCUAGUAAUAGAAACUUUUACACUGCAUUCAAUGCCUAACGUUGCAGAAACAGAAAGGUCAAAUGAUUCUGGAAAUGGUGAGCACAAAUCUGAGAGAAAGUCACCUGAAGAGAAUCUACAAGGUGCUGUAAAAUCUUUCUGCACAAGUGCCUCAGGAGCACCCUUGGGUCCCAAAGGAGAUGGUCAUUAUCCAUGGAGUUGUCCAGUGACUCAUACACGGGAAAAAAUUUAUGCCAUCUGUUCGGACUAUGCCUUUCUCAACCAGGCGACCUCAAUCUAUAAAACUCCAAAUCCAUCCCGCUCUCCUUGCCUCCCUGAUAGUACCUCUUUAUCUGCUGGAAAUAAUUCAUCAAGAUACAUUGGUAUCCCGACUAGUACAUCGGAAAUUAUCUACAAUGAAGAAAAUAGCUUGGAAAACUUAUCCAACAGCCUGGGCAAGCUACCUCUCGCAUGGGAAAUUGAUAAAUCUGAAUUUGAUGGGGUGACCACAAAUUCGAAACACAAAUCAGGCAAUGCAAAGAAACAAGUUUCCAAGAGAAAAACUUCAGAUAAAAAGGGAAGAUAUCAGAAGGAAUGUCCUCAGCAUUCUCCUCUUGAAGAUAUUAAACAGCGGAAAGUAUUAGACCUCAGACGAUGGUACUGCAUAAGCCGACCACAGUAUAAGACUUCUUGUGGCAUCUCUUCAUUAAUUUCUUGUUGGAAUUUCUUAUACAGCACAAUGGGAGCUGGAAACCUUCCACCUAUUACCCAAGAAGAAGCUUUACAUAUUCUGGGCUUUCAACCUCCAUUUGAAGAUAUUAGGUUUGGUCCUUUCACGGGGAAUACAACACUUAUGAGGUGGUUUAGACAAAUUAAUGACCACUUCCAUGUAAAAGGAUGCUCUUAUGUUCUAUAUAAGCCUCAUGGGAAGAAUAAAACAGCAGGAGAAACUGCUUCAGGGGCCCUGUCAAAGUUAACCCGUGGAUUGAAAGAUGAAUCGCUGGCUUAUAUCUAUCAUUGCCAAAAUCAUUAUUUUUGUCCAAUUGGCUUCGAAGCAACCCCUGUUAAAGCUAAUAAAGCAUUCAGCAGGGGACCUCUCUCACCACAGGAAGUUGAAUAUUGGAUCUUAAUUGGAGAAUCAAGUAGAAAACAUCCUGCCAUUCACUGUAAAAAAUGGGCAGAUAUUGUUACUGAUCUAAACACUCAAAAUCCAGAAUACCUGGAUAUCCGGCACUUAGAGAGGGGACUGCAGUAUAGAAAAACAAAGAAGGUUGGGGGAAAUUUGCAUUGCAUCAUAGCAUUCCAGAGACUUAACUGGCAAAGAUUUGGCCUUUGGAACUUUCCAUUUGGAACCAUUAGACAAGAAUCACAACCUCCAACACAUGCCCAGGGAAUUGCCAAAUCUGAGAGUGAAGACAAUAUUUCCAAGAAGCAGCAUGGGCGUCUGGGCCGGUCUUUCAGUGCUAGUUUCCAUCAGGACUCGGCAUGGAAAAAGAUGUCUAGUAUCCAUGAGAGAAGGAACAGUGGUUACCAGGGUUACAGUGAUUACGAUGGGAAUGAUUGACUAUGCUUGCUACUGAACAGCUGGCAUUAUAUAUGAAACUGCUAUAUACAGGACUGUAUAAAGACAGUAGAAGAUUUUAGUAAGCCUACAUUAAAUAGGAGCAGAUCUUGUGGUAUAAAAAAUAACCUUGUAGUUCUCCAGAUACUAAGCUUGUAUAUGAUUAUGGUGGGUGAUUUCAGAUAUAUAAGCAGAUAAGCACAGAUUAUUGUCCUUUCAAGUUAAGAGUAUAUAAUCUGGACAGAAAAUUUCACAAAAUUCAAUAAAAUUACAACUGUUGUCUAAAUAAGUGAAACACAAAUUCACUUAAUAGCAUCAAGAUUUGAAAUACUUAAGCAUGAAGUGACUUUUAUAAUGACUCGAUCCCUAGACAUUUGUUACAGAUAGUUUUAUGCCUAAGACCAAGAUGUAAAGUACCAUCUGCCCUUAAAAAAAAUUGGGGCUGUCAAUUUCUAGUUUUCACUCAUGGUUAACACGCAUUUAAAAUUAUUUCAUGAGUCUAGUAGUUCUUUGAUUUAUAGCAGGAUCUUGCUUGCCUCAUUUGUUUCCUGGUUAUGUUCUUAGGAUUCUGACUAAGAGGCAAAAGAGAAAAGACUCAAGAAACUGAUCCUGGAGAUCGAGACCAUCCUGGCUAACAUGGUGAAACCCCGUCUCUACUAAACAUACAAAAAAUUAGCCGGGUGUAGUGGUGGGCACCUGUAGUCCUAGCUACUCGAGAGGCUGAGGCAGGAGAAUGGCGUGAACCCGGGAGGUGGAGCUUGCAGUGAGCGGAGAUCGCGCCACUGCACUCCAGCCUGGGCGACAGGGCAAGACUCUGUCUCAAAAAAAAAAAAAAAAAAAAAGACGGAUCCUUUUUUUUGGUGCAAAUGGGUGACUUAGUGCAUUGAUUCAGAUUUUUAAAAUUUCUUGAUGUGGUUUGUAAUAAUCAAAUAUUGACAAGAACCUUAGGUCUCGAAAGACUUUUAUAAGUCUAGAUGACGUUUGCCUUAGGGGUAAAGUAAAAGAACAAUUGGCACCUUAAGUUUCUAUACCCAAGGUUAUCUGUGAAAUGAGAUCUCCUGAUAUUUGAUUGCUUUCUCAGUAUGGAGUCAUAUGUUGAUAACAGUACUGAAGAUGCAUAAGAAAUGCCCAAGUCACUCAGAGGACAACUACCCAUAUUCCAGACUCUGAGCUGUUUCCUUUUUAAAAAUCAUAUAGACAAUUAGCUGUUUGAAGUGAGUAUUAAAUAUUUCAGAAGUGUGAAUUUCAUGUAUUUGAGCUCCUCUAGUUGCUGUUGGUUUUUCUUCUGCUGCCAACCUGUGACUCACAAAUGACUAGGAUCUCUUGUUCUUUAAUUUUAGGGUCUUGUUCCAGGACUCAAAUCAGUAACUUGGUGAUUACAAGGUGCUGAAUGUGUUGGUAACCAUAUCGCAAUACACCUCAAGGAAAAGGUUCAGAUUUUUAUUUUUAAAAUAUUUUCAUUUUUUUCUUGAAUUUUAUAUCCGUUUGUUCACUCGUACAUGCCUAGCCUACAGAAGGGGAUAUAUAUUAUGAAAUGGUCAUUUUUCUGAAGAGAAUAUUUUGCUUGAAAUGCAAAGGACUGAAAGAGAUUUGUAGGUUGUUGAUUUUGUUACUUCAUACUGGAACUUUUAAAAAGAUUUCAUCAAAUAAAGUUUUGUUUUCUACUUUUAA
Molecule: messenger RNA, 3789 nt
Organism: Homo sapiens (human)
Lineage: Eukaryota; Metazoa; Chordata; Mammalia; Primates; Hominidae
Gene: BIVM
Product: basic, immunoglobulin-like variable motif containing
Exons: 11
Coding region: 610-2121 (503 amino acids)
Cellular component (GO): cytoplasm; nucleus
Source: RefSeq, marked validated